AUGGUACAUGAUUUCAGCGAGGUUCAUAACCAUGAGAUGGUUGAGUCCGAGCACCAGCAGUUUAUGACUGUGAACCCUCAUUUGGAUGACGUUCACCUGAAAUUCAUACUUGAUUGUUCAAAAGCGAAUAUUGAACCCACAUUGACAUUUAAGGUAUUGAAAGAAACUCUCGGUGGCUUUGACCUCGUUGGUUGUACGGUCGGUGACAUCAGGAAUGCGUCACGCGACAUUAAAGCAUAUGCGCAUGGGUUCGAUGUGCAAAUGGUAUUGGACGACAUGGCGAAAAAGAAGAAGAUGUCUGGGUCGUACACAUAUCAUUAUGAGGUUAAUGAAAACAACCAGUUGGUUGCGUUGUUUUGGUGUGACGGCUUAAUGAAAAGGAAUUACCAUAUGUUCGGUGACAUUGUAGCCUUUGACACCACCUAUAACACAAACAGACGUUUUGUUGAAUGCAUGGGCAUAGCACCGAAGAUGAUCGUGACAGAUCAAGACAAUGGAAUGAGAUCAACCAUCGAAGAGGUUCUGGUUGGCACGCGUCACCGAUGGUGUAUGUGGCACAUAAUGCACAAGUUGUCCACCAAGAUCCCAAAUAGGUUGCUUAGGGAUGAAGCUUUCAAGAAGGAAUUCAGUGCAUGCGUUUGGUCUGAUCUGCUUAAGCCUGACGAAUUUGAAGAGGAGUGGAAAAGAGUGGUGGAAAGUCAUGGGUUGGAAGACUUUGACUGGUUUAACUCAUUGUACGAACACAAGCAUUUCUGGAUACCGGCGUAUUUUAGAGAUUUUCCACUAGGUUCGAUGAUUAGGACAACAUCCAUUUCCGAAUCGGAGAACAGUUUCUACAAAAGAUUUCUGAAGCCCCGUGCGAACAUAGCCGAGUUCUACAUGAUUUUCAACCAUGCUGUUGAGUUUCAGCGUAACAGUAGGACGGCGUUAGACUACCACGAUGCCACUGCUUUGCCCAUUUUGGCGACUACAUUGCCGUUUGAGAAACAUGCUUCGACGCUUUACACGGAUACGAUGUUCAGGAAAAUACAGGUAGAAAUCAUUGAGGGUAAUGAUAGAUGUCGCGUGCUAGGAUUUUCUUCGACUGAAUUUGUUGACACCUACAAGCUUGGGGAUAGCAAUCGCAAAUCGUAUUUGGAACAAUGA
Salvia splendens (bonfire salvia) is the source of this 1146-nucleotide messenger RNA. RefSeq names its product protein FAR1-RELATED SEQUENCE 5-like. Lineage: Eukaryota; Viridiplantae; Streptophyta; Magnoliopsida; Lamiales; Lamiaceae. The transcript is spliced from 3 exons. The record is from RefSeq and is a predicted model, not a curated record. Bases 1 to 1146 code for a protein of 381 amino acids.